Molecule: messenger RNA, 3600 nt
Organism: Lacerta agilis (Sand lizard)
Lineage: Eukaryota; Metazoa; Chordata; Lepidosauria; Squamata; Lacertidae
Exons: 6
Coding region: 92-3586 (1164 amino acids)
Biological process (GO): regulation of transcription by RNA polymerase II
Molecular function (GO): DNA-binding transcription factor activity, RNA polymerase II-specific; RNA polymerase II cis-regulatory region sequence-specific DNA binding
Source: RefSeq, a predicted model, not a curated record
UUUUUUCUUUCCGCCUUUUGCAGCAAAACCUUUUUGUGGGACUGGCUAGCCGCAGCUCGAGCUUCGCCCGCCAUUGGCUUGAAAAAGGAAAAUGGCCACCGAGCCAGGAGAUACGUUGACCUUGAGCCUACCGCCCGGUGCUGUACUAAAACAGAGGAUGAAAGUGGAGGAGCCGGAGCCGGACCCAGCCGAAGUGGGAAAAGGCCUCGGGAAAGACUCUCGUGCCAUGCAGGAUGGGAGUAUGAGGGAAUUCUGGGAGAGAAACGUGUCGGGCCACGUCAAGCAGGAGCCACAGAAGGGGCUUCAGCAGCCAUGGGAAGCCCAGCUGCAGGAAUUCCUCAGAGCGAUGGAGUCUUCCCACUCCGACGGGAGAAACCCGCACCAGCGGACCUUGGCGUUGCGGGAUGAGGCCCAAGCUGGCCUGUCUCCGGGUGACUCCAGGCCACGCCAGGUCCCUUUCCUGCCACAUCCCGGAAGAGAAGGCAACAACCUGCUGGCCAAAGAGGAGAGAGAGAGGGGGAAAGUGAAGGAGGAGGAGGCUGGUCCUGACACACAGCGGCAACACUUCCGGCAGUUCGGCUACCAGGAGGGGCCUCGAGAGACUUGCACCCGGCUCCGGGAGCUUUGCCACCGGUGGCUGAAGCCAGAGAGGCACACCAAGGAGCAGAUCCUGGAGCUGGUGAUCCUGGAGCAGUUCCUGGCUGUCCUGCCCCCGGAGAUGCAGAGCUGGGUCAAGGAAUGUCGCCCGGAGACCUGUGCCCAAGUCGUUGCCCUGGCAGAGGAGUUCCUAUUGAGGCAGCAGGAGGACGAGAGACCCGGAGGGAAGGAGGCGGUACGGGCCUUCCCUGAGGCGGAACAGACUCCACCAGAUACCUGGCCGAGGCCUCAAUUCAGGGAGAUCAAGCAAGAGGCCAACAGAGAUGCCACCUUGCUUGCAUGUUCUGCUGGGACACGUCGGAAGGAGAGGAAUCAGCCAGGCAACCCUGAGGAACUAGAGCCGUUUGUAGCAUUGUCAAGGGAAGACGAGCAAAACAUCGCUGGCCAAGCGGAGGACUCUGAGAGCCUGCAAGGAAACAAACCAGAAGCACAAGGCGGGAAAUUCAUUAAUUCUCAGGGUGGGUACGAGGACCUUGACGACAGCAUCGUGCCACAGCCAGCCGCCCUGAAAGGUGAGCGGGAAAACGCAGGGGUUCAGCUGGGGCAAGUUCUCAGGCUGAGGUCCGAUCUCAUAGUGCAUGAGAGGACACUGACGGGCGAGUCCCAGUACAAAUGUUCGGUUUGCUGGAAAACCUUUUGCCGCAGGAACGUCCUUAUCACUCAUCAGAGAAUCCACACCGGGGAGAAGCCAUACAAAUGCUUGGACUGUGGGAAAAGCUUCAGCCAGCGGUCACACUUGAUCUUGCACGAGAGGACUCACACCGGGGAGAAGCCCUACAAGUGCUCGGACUGCGGGAAAAGCUUCAGCCAGAGGCCCCACCUGGUCAAGCACGAGAGGAUCCACACCGGCGAGAAGCCCUACAAGUGCCCCUACUGUGGGAAAAGCUUCAGUGACCGCUCCACCCUGACGACCCACAAGAGGACCCACACGGGGGAGAAGCCAUACUCGUGCGCCGACUGCGGGAAGAGCUUCAGCGACCGGUCGUCUCUGAUCGCGCACAACCGGACUCACACGGGCGAAAAGCCCUACAAAUGCUCAGAGUGCGGGAAGAACUUCAGUCACCAGUCAACGCUCAUUCGACACGAGAGGAUCCAUAACGGGGACAAGACUCUGAAGUGUUUGGAAGCCCGGAAAAACACCGUCUCCGUCUUGGGGGCAGAUAAGAGACCCCGCUUGGGGGACAAGCCCCCAGUGCCGUGGACCAAUUCUGUGAGUUGGGGAGAGCCUCUGUCUCUGAGCCUCAGCAAUGCCCCUUCUGAAAAAGGGCCAGCCUGUUCGGCAUUUGCUUCCCCCUGCACACAACUUUCUUGCUUUGAGAGUUCAGGACUUGGUGGCGCUGCCAGGGCUGUCCAACAGAAUCGACCGAGGGUGGGGUGGGGGUUGGAAAUGGCUGCGGAGUCCAGAGAUACGUCGGCGCCAGGUCUUCAGCAGGCCGAGCGAGAGAAGAGGGCGGGAGAGCAGAGCCCCGCGGGGCCCGAGGCGGGGAAAGGCGGAGGGAGGGGCCCUUGUGUCAUCCGUGCGGAGAGCAUCCGGGAUUUCUGGGAAAGAACUGUCCCUGAGGAAGCGAUCCGGGAGCCCCGCAAAGGCCUGCAGCAACGGUGGGAAUCUCAGCUGCAGGAGUUCCUGAAGGCCUUGGAGUCCCCCCAUGCGGACGGGGGAAGCCCGCAGCUCCCAAGAAACAGUGCGCAGGCUUCCCUGACCCCUUUUGACGGGAUGGCUGACACCAGCCGGCGGCCUAGGUGGGAGCCAGACUCCCAAACCCUGCCUGGUCUGAGCGGAGGAGCCUCCCAGGCUGCGAGGGGCCUCCUGGCCAAAGACAAGUCAGACUGCAGGAAGGCCCAGGAGGCUGCCAGCUCACGUGAAGAGUGCCGCCUCUUCCGGCAGUUCGGCUACCAGGAAGCGGAAGGGCCCCGCGAAGCUUGCCGGCACCUCCGGAGGCUUUGCCACCAGUGGCUGAAGCCGGAGAGGCACACCAAGGAACAGAUCCUGGAGCUGGUCAUCCUGGAGCAGUUCCUGGCCAUCCUGCCCACGAAGAUGCAGAGCUGGGUCCGGGAGUGCAGCCCCCAGACCUGCACCCAGGCGGUGAUCCUGGCGGAAGACUUCCUGCUGAGGCAGCGGGAGAACGAGGGGCAGGUGGGAGAACAGCAGGCAAUCCGCCCGUUUGCGGAGGAAGACUCUGCAGAGAAGGCUCCUCUGAACACCUGGCAGAGGCCGCUGCUUGGAGGGAUGAAGGAGGAAAGCGAAGGAGACGCCCCUUUGCUGUCAGGUGACGAGAAGUUGUGCAGCCCGGAGAAGAAUGACCCGGAAGCUUCUGGAGAGCUGGAGCCACGUUGGAUGUUGUCUGGAAGGGUCGAACAGACCGUCCCCCACUGUCCCGUUCCAGGGGAGCCUUCCGAGGUGCUGUACGGUGGGAACUGCCUGGAGCGGGAAGCGGGGAAGUUCAUCAACUCCCAGGGGACGUACGAGGACUUGGACGAGAGCGCCAUGCAGCCGGGGACCCUCCUCCUCCUCCCCGGCGAGAGGGACAACGCCUGCCACGUGUGUGGGAAGGUCUUCCGGCGGCGCUCCAACCUGAUCGCGCACGAGAGGAUCCACUCGGGCGAGAGGUGGUACAACUGCUCCGAGUGCGGGAAGAGCUUCGUCAGCCGGGCCGCCUUCCUCAUCCACCAGCGGGUGCACACCGGGGAGAAGCCCUACAAGUGCUCCUACUGCGGGAAGGGCUUCAACACGGGCUCCAGCCUCAUCCGCCACAAGAGGAUCCACACGGGGGAGAAGCCCUACAAGUGCCCCGAUUGCGGGAAGCGCUUCAACGACUACUCCAACUUCAUCGUCCACAAGAGGAUCCACACGGGGGAGAAGCCCUACGAGUGCUCCGUCUGCGGCAAGCGCUUCAGCGACAACUCCAACUUCAUCAAGCACCACCACUGAGAGGUCGGCAGGCU